Adineta ricciae is the source of this 636-nucleotide messenger RNA. Lineage: Eukaryota; Metazoa; Rotifera; Eurotatoria; Adinetida; Adinetidae. The record is from the annotation of a GenBank genome assembly.
AUGGCAGCUGCAAAGCAAGUCGGUAAGAUGGCUUCGAAAUUGAAGGCAGUCGCGUCCAAAGUUGUUCUUCAACCUUAUUUUCAAAUGGAUAUUCCAGCUGGUCAAGCAAGUCCUGCACCACCACUUGGUCCGAUUCUUGGUCAACACUCAUUGAAUAUCGCCCAAUUUUGUAAAGAUUUCAAUGAAAGAACAAAAGACUAUAUAGAAGGCAUACCUUUGCCAUGCCACGUUUAUGUCAAACCGGAUCGAACGUAUGAAUUAGUUUUCUAUACACCAACAAUCGAGCAUCUCCUUCUUCAAGCAGCUGGUUUAAAAAAACCUGCACUAAAUAUAGGCAAAGAACCUGGUGGUCAGAUAACUGUGAAACAUAUCUAUGAAAUUGCCAAAGUGAAAAUCCAAGACGAACCUUAUCAAGGUUUAACUAUGAAAGAGAUGUGUCGUACGCUGAUUCAACAUGCUACCAAGCUUGGCAUAGAAGUUGUGAGUAAUCUCAAUGUGGAAGACCAUCGAAAGUAUAUGGAUGAACUUCGUGCUCUUCAUGAAAAACAAGCGAAAGAAGCUGAAGAAGCCCAACAAGCGAAACUCUUGCGUGGCGCUACCGCUACCGCUGCUGCGGAGAAAAGUGGCAAGAAAUAA